UUAUUUCUCUAAGUGAUUUGACAUAUUUUCACCUGGCAGACAAUAAAGUGGGCAUUAAGUUCGGUUCACACUGGCUGACAUAGUGAACUGGCACUAACACUGAAGGAAGGAUUGAGCUACUGUAUAUCUAGGGGCCAGAAUGUCCCUUUUCUCUUGGGCUAGUAUGAAACCUAAAUGCUAAAACACUGAAUAGCAACACCCUUGAGCAUUAAAGAGGCACAGUUUUCACAAGCAAGCACCACUUGCAUUUUUUCAUUAACCUAUCUCGUUCUGUUUAUUUCCUUGAACUGAUGUUGAUAGUAGAGGACUGAGCACGUUAAUUGCAUUGUCUAUCCCUUAACAUUGUGGCUAAUCAUAGUCCAAAGCCUCUUAACUAAAAUACGGCGUAAGUUCCUUUCCGUGAGCAGUAUCCACGAAUUAGCAUACAAAGACACUUACUUAAGAGAAAAUCCCUUUUGAGGUUUUUAAUUCUUACAGAGCAAUUACAUGAGUGGAACAGGGAAGACUCCAACUUGAGGCUCCAAAGCCUCAUUCAUUUUGACUCAUCAUCAUAUCAGAGCUUCACUCUGCACUGCCUGUAUCUUCUUAUUUCUUAUUCAUUGUUACCUGCAGCGUCACAUAGUUGACCCUUCACCUUGCCACAGCCAUGUGCGACAUGGGUGGACUGGACAACCUGGUGGCCAACACAGCCUACCUGAAAGCACAGAGUCUAGAUGACAAGGAGAUAAGGAAACGAAGGCGUAGCCUAAUUCUUCCCCAACUUGAGAAUUGUACAGAUGUGCGUGCAACUAUUCCCAAGGACUUUGAAGACAUCUGUGAGCAGCAGCCCAUUGGGAAAACAUGCUUCCAACAGUUCCUUUUAGCCUCCAGUCCAGAAUACCGAGCCGCUGCAGAGUUUCUGGAUGAGUUGAAUGACUGGAAUUUAGCAGAGGCUGGUGCUAAAGACAAAGCCAGGCAGAAUAUCAUUAACAAAUUCUGCAAAGCUGACUCCAAGAGUUUCAUGGCUUAUCUGACAGAGGACAUGGCGGAAAAGUGUAAAGUUGUCUCUGAGAAGGACUUUGAGGAGGUGAUGAUGGGACAGGUUAAAGAAGCCACACAGGAGUUUCUAAGAGGAAAACCUUUCAUUGAGUAUCAGACCAGCCCGUUCUUUGAUAGAUUUGUGCAAUGGAAGCAAUUCGAGAAGCAGUCCAUCUCUGAUAAAUAUUUUUAUGAGUUUAGAACUUUGGGGAAGGGAGGAUUUGGAGAGGUAUGUGCUGUUCAGGUCAAACACACGGGCCACAUGUAUGCCUGCAAAAAGCUAGACAAGAAGCGUCUGAAGAAAAAAGGAGGUGAAAAGAUGGCUCUGCUGGAGAAAAAAAUCUUGGAGGAGGUGAACAGCCUGUUUCUGGUAAACCUGGCCUACGCGUUUGACACAACAACCCAUCUGUGUCUGGUCAUGACUCUGAUGAAUGGAGGGGAUCUGAAGUACCACAUCUACCACACUGGGGAGAUUGGCAUUGAGAUGGAGCGCAUCAUUCACUACACAGCUCAAAUCAUCACCGGUAUCCUGCACCUUCAUGCCAUGGAUAUUGUCUACCGGGACAUGAAGCCAGAGAACGUCCUACUGGACAGUCAAGGCCAGUGCAGGUUGUCAGACUUGGGUCUAGCUGUGGAACUACCAAACGGGAAAAGCAUCACUCAAAAGGCUGGCACUAAAGGGUACAUGGCGCCAGAGAUCCUGAAGCAGGAACCGUAUCGUACGUCAGUGGACUGGUGGGCCUUGGGCUGUAGCAUCUAUGAGAUGGUGGCCGGCCGUCUGCCUUUUAGAGGUUACAAAGAGAAGUUUAUUAAAGAAGAGAUAGUAAGGAGAACUCUAGAAGACGAGUGUAAAUUUGAGCACAAAAAUUUUGAUGCUCUCUCAAAGGACAUAAUUGGUCUUUUUCUGAAAAAGAACAUUGAAGACCGCCUUGGCUGCAAGGAUGACCCUCGGAAACAUGAGUUCUUCAAAUCCAUCAACAUCCCUCGACUAGAGGCGGGCCUUAUUGCACCUCCAUGGUUGCCCAAACCCAAUGUUGUGUACGCUAAAGACACAGGCGACAUUCGGGACUUCUCUGAGGUUAAGGGGGUUGAAUUUGAUGCCAGUGAUGAGAUGUUUUUUAAAGAAUUCAGCACUGGGGCAGUGCCAAUUUCAUGGCAACAGGAGAUGAUUGACAGCAGACUCUUUGAUGAGCUUAACAACCCAAACAGGAAGAAAGCUGGACUGGAUGAUGAUUAUGAGCAAAAAUCCAAAUCUUGCACUCUUCUGUGAUAGAACAAGAACAUCUUGCACAACAAAACAAUUGUUUUUUUUUAUUUAUUUAUUUAUUAUUUAUUGCUUAUUUACAUAUUAUUUUGUCAUUUUCUUUAGAAAGGAUCUUAUAGUGACUGUACUUUG
Cyprinus carpio (common carp) is the source of this 2413-nucleotide messenger RNA. It is a transcript of the gene grk7b, whose product is annotated as G protein-coupled receptor kinase 7b. Gene Ontology annotation, molecular function: ATP binding; rhodopsin kinase activity. NCBI's taxonomy places the organism in Eukaryota, Metazoa, Chordata, Actinopteri, Cypriniformes, Cyprinidae. The record is from RefSeq and is a predicted model, not a curated record. Gene Ontology annotation, cellular component: cytoplasm. Gene Ontology annotation, biological process: protein phosphorylation; regulation of signal transduction; signal transduction.